Messenger RNA from Aedes aegypti (yellow fever mosquito), 1530 nucleotides. RefSeq names its product protein takeout. The transcript is spliced from 4 exons. NCBI's taxonomy places the organism in Eukaryota, Metazoa, Arthropoda, Insecta, Diptera, Culicidae. The coding region runs from base 377 to 1120 and encodes 247 amino acids. The record is from RefSeq and is a predicted model, not a curated record.
CGGCUUCGAAGACAGUCGGCUUCGGUUUUGCGCCAGUCAGAGAGUAGAUCGUAGAGGAAUUUCCUGGAUUCGCAAGUUCCUAUGGUAGUCCCACAGAAGAGGAACAUAGGAUCCUUUGUGUGUUAGUUUCGCUGUGAUUCUUCGAGUUAAGCUUCCGGUGAAGAGUUCUGCUCAAGGAUAACCAGUGAAAGUGAGAAAGAGAGAUAGAGAUUUCGUUCGCACAAGGAAGCACUAGGCGAGUGCUUGAAUCGGUGCAACGAACAAAGGAGCAAGAUCCCAAGUUCAUGGACUCUAGACAAGUGCUGUGAAAGUGGUGACUGAAUUGAAAACAUAAAAUAAAUCGAAGAAGUUGGUGUGAAUUUCAUAACAUAGGAAAAUGAAAGCAGUCAGCGUGUUUUUACUAAUCGGAGUCGUUCUGAGGAUAGAAUCCAUUCAUGGAGCCAUACCCCCGACCAUCCAAGUGUGUAGACGAAGCAAUCCCGACAUUAGCAAAUGUAUCACGGACUCGGUAAAUGCCCUGAGGCCACGAUUGGCUACAGGGAAAAUUUCCGAUGAAUUCUCGAUCCCACCGCUGGAACCGCUGGCCCUGGCCUCGGUCAACAUGGACCGAGGGGCGGAGUUCAAGGCGACGUUCAGCAAUUUGCUGGUCAAUGGGCCCAGCAAGUUCCAAGUCGAUAAUCUUAAAGUGAACCUCGACAAAUUGACAUUCGAUUUCAACAUAUAUCUGCCGAAGCUUUCCUUCCGUGGAAGGUACGAUCUCAAGAUCAAACUGUUGCUGCUCAACAUCGCCGGUACCGGUGACCUGAAGGGUGUUCUAGAAAACUCUCGAGCACGUGUCAAGCUGUUCUGCGAGCGCUACGAUAAGGACGGCAAAGCGUUCAUGCGGGCCAAGCGGCUAGCCGUCAAGAUCCAGAUCGAGAAGGGUCAGUUCGACAUGAAGGACCUGUUCAACGGUGACGCGACGCUGAGCCAAGUGGGCAAUCAAUUCAUCAACGACAACUCGCGCCUCUUCCUGGACGAACUGACGCCCGGAUUGGAGCGAAGCCUUUCGGAAACCUUCAAAAACACCGCCAACGAAAUCCUCAAGCUGGCCACCAUGGAUGACAUCUUCCCAGCGUAGGGCAUUCGUUUCUGCGCCUUAUUCCGUUCACCAAAAAUCGCCCUCAUUCUAAUCAUAACCUUAUUAAUUUAAUACGAUGAUUUUGGUUAAGGCGUAUGGUUCCGUAAUUACUAUUGUUACUAGAAAUCUUUCCAAUCAUCCUCCUCUCUACUAUCUCACCAAAUUUCCUGCAAACGGUGUUACUUACUGGAAUUAUGUUGUCUGUGAUGAGUUAUGAGUUAAUUGUGUGUGAGUGUUUUUAUAACGAGUCCUAAUUAAGAAUUGGAUAAACUUAGUUUUUAAGAGAGUAAGCCUGCGACGGAGUAUACAAGGAAUAGAAUCGCAACCGGAAUUCGAGAAGAGGCAUCAUCUUCCCUCGGGUUGCGAAUGAAUCGAAUAAAAUUGAAACUUAAACUCCUGAGUCAUCGUGA